Molecule: messenger RNA, 1488 nt
Organism: Cuscuta campestris
Lineage: Eukaryota; Viridiplantae; Streptophyta; Magnoliopsida; Solanales; Convolvulaceae
Source: the annotation of a GenBank genome assembly
UUAGUAGGGUUUGUGGCAGAGUGAAAUUACCACACUUGUUCUGUUGUGGCGGGAUUCGGCAAGAGGCAGCGCAGUAGAGGGAGAGGAUGAUGAAAUGAGGGAGUAGAUGUGCACUUUUCAUUGCUGAACCAGCACUUUGAGUGAACCAUUAGGCAUUAGCAAACAGUUCAAAGUCUGAUUUUUUUAAAAAUAUUAAAACUACACUUUUUCUUUGAAGAUUUGUCAAUGGUGUUGUGUUCAAAUGGAAUAAAAGGGUUACAUAUUUUAGCAUCAUCUGUCAUGUUCCAAUGUCGUUCAAACCAAUGACUUCGUUAUAGUGUUCAAAUUUUUUUCCUUUUACUUUUUCCCCUUUCCCCUAACAGACAUCAGGUUUUUCCCUUAACAAACAUCGGGUGGAUCGUUAACUCCUCUACCCUUCUACCUUUCUUUAUUAAAAAAAGAAUGCUUUUAAAAAUGUACCCUAAAACACUAUUAUCUAUCUGAAAUCCACAAUUCAAAGAAAUGACAUAAGAGACUUAAAAAAUGAUUAUUUCUACUCACUACACAUUAUGCCUUAGAGUAUUUAUAUAGUUUGGUCACCAAGUAUACAUUCACAAAAUACUACGUAGAUAUUAAAGUAGGGUUAUUUCAUUGUGAGGGUGACACGUGGAAGGUGAGAUGGAGGUGACAUGCCAUUGAGGUGGACUUAUUGUUUACAAGAGCGUUUCACAUUCGGCUUUGAAAAUCAGACGCCACCCAAAAACGCCAUUUCAUAUGCUUUAACCGGCGCCUGUUCCCCUAUGCGACCGGAGAAGUUCAAGAAACUGGCCCGUCAAGCAUCGAUUCCGGUGAGCAGCUUCCGGAACCCAUCGGUCGACCCUCAGAAUUAGCCAAACCCAUUGUGCACGAAUGAGCCAGUACGAAGAAGAAACACUCCAGAUUCAAUUUUGGACGCAUUUUGACAAGUUUGCGCCCGUUCACCAGUCAUGGUGCAUCUAUCGAGCAACUCCGCCUAACCCAUCAGGUUUUGGAAGUGAGAAAUGGAUUCUACGAGAACUCAUGCUGCAGCUUUGGAUUUUGCUUCUAUAUGCCCUUCAUUAAUGAAAGUUCAUAAUUUAUGCUACUGCACUCUGGUAUAUAAAUAAAAAGAAAAAAAAUGCAGUGGGAAUACAUCCCGGUGGGCAUGUUUGCAGCCUAGACAGUGUUAAAACAUCUAUUGCCCAGUGUGCCAGGGUUUGUGGGUUUGAAAAACAAAAGUAAAAUUAAAAUAUCAAAAAAAAUGUAAUAUAUCUAUUAUAUUAUUUUAUUUUAAAUUAUGAAAUGAUUUUAUUUCAGAGUAAUGCGUAAGUACAGUAAUAAUUUAAUCAUGACACAUUUUAAAAUAUGAUGAUCAAACAUUUGCCUGCCAUCCUUGCAUCUCCUCUGACUGAAUGUCCUCCGGGAAUGGUUCCAUCAUUGUCUUCUUGUUACCUACGCGUAGUCAACAAAAAAUACAAACUACACGCUCAG